UCAAACACGUAAGACGUAAACAGUCAAGAAGUGUUGAUACUGUUCAUGUGAUAUGAUUGAGAAAAUAAAAUCUGCAUCAAAUGAAAUAUUUUCAUAAAAGGCAACUUCAUUAUUGAAUAUUAAUGACAAAACCACUAUGGCAAAACAAUAUGGCCUUAUCAUUCCCAACAAAAAUAAAACCCACACAAUUGGCCAAGUCAGCUCUGCUAAACCCUCAAUUUUCAAUGAAGAUUCAGACUCUGAUACGCCCAAAGCUCCUGUAUCAGGUAUUGCCAAAAAUCUGAAGAAGCAAGACAAACUGAACCAAGCAAAAGCAGCUCAAGAAGACCCCACUGUCUUCCAAUAUGAUGAAGUCUAUGAUGAAAUGGAGCAGAAGCGAAAAGAGUCUAAACUAGCCAGAAAAGAUUUGGACAGGAAACCUAAAUAUAUCAGUAGACUCCUAGCAGCUGCUGAAAAAAGGAAAAGAGAAAAUGAGAGAAGGAUUGAGAGGCAAGUGCAGAAGGAAAGGGAAGAAGAGGGGGACAUGUAUAAAGAUAAGGAAUCUUUCAUAACAUCAGCUUAUAAGAAGAAACUGGAAGAAAUGAAGGAAUUGGAGGAACAGGAACAGAGAGAAGAAUACCUGGAGAGCAUAGGAGAUGUGAAGAAGCAAGGAAACUUGGAUGGUUUCUACAGACAUUUAUAUGAUCAGAAAUUGAACUAUGAAGAAAAAAGCCAUGAUGCUGAAGAGAAAAAGCAAGAAGUUAAAGAGGAACCCAAAAGUGAGGAGGAAAAUAAAAAAUCCACCACACUGCAGGACAGUGUUUCUGACAGUCAAUCUGAAGAUGAGGAUAGAGUUAAAUGGAAAAGGGAUGCAAGGAAACGAAAAUACAGAAAGCACAGAGAUUCUGAUGAAGAAGAACCUGAAGUGAAAAAGGAACAUCUGCCUUCUAAUUUGGAUGCUGAUUCAGACUUCAGCAUAGAUUCCUCAGACAGUGAAGAUGAGAACAGUAAGAAAGAAAAACAGGAAAGCACUAAUGGGGAUAAAGAAAGUAAACCAAAGGAGGUUCUUGAACCAAAUACUGAAACUGAAAAGGAGAAAAAAUCUGAGGAAAAAACUGAGGUUAAAAAAGAAGAAAAAUCAGAAAAGGACAAGGAAGUGAAAGUAAAGAAACCUAAAAUUGAUAUUUGGAAAAAGAGGACAGUGGGUGAGAAGUUUGAUGAAGCAGUCAAGAGAUAUUUUGAAAGGAAGGCACUAAGAGAAAUGGGUCAAUAAAUGUGCCUCAUCUGAUAUCUAGUUUUUUUUUUUUCAUUAUAAAUACCCCUAAAUAUAUUCACUUCACUGCUUUUUAGUUCAAACCAGAGGUAUAUAGGGUAAUAGUACUUAUAUUAUUCUAGUGAAAAGGUAAUGUAAUUGGUCAAAUAAUAAUCCUAUGUAUAAUUAUAGGUUUCACAAAAAAGAAAAAAGAACAUAUUGUAAUAUCUCAUUAACUAAAUACAAGAAAAAAAAUGAUUAUGUUACUAGUGAUUCCAAGCACUUGAAUGAUCAUAUUCUAAGAGGAAUCUAAAGUGAGAGACACUCAUUUUUGCCUGUAUAAAAAUAAUGAAAGCAAAAUACAUGCCAUUUUAUGUUUUCAAAUCAACAGAUGCAUUUUCACUUUUCAGUAUCUGAGAAAAUAUAUAGAGAGCAACU
Messenger RNA from Phaedon cochleariae (mustard beetle), 1669 nucleotides. The record is from the annotation of a GenBank genome assembly. Lineage: Eukaryota; Metazoa; Arthropoda; Insecta; Coleoptera; Chrysomelidae.